AUGCUGCUGCUGAAUCAAACAGAGGUGACUCCAGUCUCAUUUAUUCUCAAUGGAAUCCCAGGCCUGGAAGACAUGCACAUCUGGAUUUCCUUUCCAUUCUGUUCUAUGUAUGUAGUAGCUGUGGUAGGCAAUUGUGGACUCCUCUACCUCAUCUUCUUUGAAGACAGCCUUCACAGGUCCAUGUACUACUUUUUAGCUAUGCUUUCCCUUACAGACCUUGUCAUGUGCAGUGCUUCAAUACCCAAAACUCUCUGUAUCUUCUGGCUCUACCUUAAGGAAAUUAGCUUUACUGAUUGUUUGGUCCAGAUGUUCUUCAUCCAUACCUUCACAGCGAUGGAGUCUGGAGUGCUCAUGCUCAUGGCUCUGGACCGCUAUGUAGCCAUCUGCUACCCUCUGCACUACUCCACCAUUCUCACCAAUCCUGUCAUUGCAAAAGCUGGCCUUGCUACAUUCUUGAGAGCUGUGGUGCUCAUCAUUCCUUUGAUUUUCAUCACAAAGCAUCUGCCCUUUUGCAGAAGCAAUAUAUUAAUACACCAUACCUACUGUGACCAGUUGUCUGUAGCCAAGGUCUCCUGUGGAAAUAUCAAGGUCAACAUUGUCUAUGGUCUGAUGAUUGCUCUCUUGAUUGGGGGCUUUGACAUCUUGUGCAUCACAGUUUCCUACACCAUGAUCUUGAAGGCAGUGAUCAGCUUAUCUUCAGCAGAUGCUAGGCAGAAAGCCUUCAGCACCUGCACUGCCCACAUCUGUGCCAUCAUUUUCUCCUAUAGCCCAGCCUUCUUUUGUUUCUUUUCCCACCGCUUUGGGGGGCACAUCAUCCCUCCAUCUUGCCUCAUCAUUGUUGCGAAUAUUUAUCUGCUUUUGCCUCCCACUAUGAACCCUGUGGUCUAUGGAGUGAAAACCAAGCAGAUACGAGACUGUGUCAUAAGGAUCUUUUCAGGUUCUAAGGACAUCAAAUCCCACAGCAUGUGA
This is a messenger RNA of Mus pahari (shrew mouse), 969 nucleotides long. Its product is annotated as olfactory receptor 52N4-like. The coding region runs from base 1 to 969 and encodes 322 amino acids. The transcript has a single exon. The record is from RefSeq and is a predicted model, not a curated record. Gene Ontology annotation, cellular component: membrane. Lineage: Eukaryota; Metazoa; Chordata; Mammalia; Rodentia; Muridae. Gene Ontology annotation, molecular function: G protein-coupled receptor activity; olfactory receptor activity. Gene Ontology annotation, biological process: G protein-coupled receptor signaling pathway.